UCGGCUUUGGCACAUUGAUCAUCAUUAUGAAACCAGCUCGGGGGUCAGGAAGGAGCUCCACACGGGGCCCCAGAGGCGCUGCAGAGAGGAAGACUGAUAAGAGAUCUCAAAAGUCUAAGACCAGUGUUGAAGGCUCACAUCCGGAACAGUCUAAGAAAAACAGUGUGAUGGCUGGAAAAAUUAAAAAUCAGAGUAAGUGGAAGCCAAUGACCAAGUCUUCCAUACUGACCCUCGACAACAUGCUUGACUUGUCAAUUCUGUCUGUUUUAACAUUGAGACGCAAAGAUAAAGAAGAAUCGCAAAAGCAUCUCAACCUCCUUAAAGAUCAGUUUCUGGCAAAGUGUGCACAGCUCUCCGUUCCUCCAAGGAAACAUGGAGACAUUUUACAGGUGUCCAAUCAGUUUAAAGCUGAGAGUAAGAAGGCUGAGCAAGGCAAGAAGACACUUAAGUCUCUAGAGGAGAACUUGGCCCCUAUGGUGAGCUCUCUUGAGGAGAUGGAAGGGAAGAUGGACAGUUUGGAAGAAAAAUGCAGGAUGAUGAGGAGCAAACUAGAAGAGAACGAGGAGAAUGCACCGGAGUUUCUUCAGCUGUCAGAGCAGACUGUCCUGCGGCUCCCUGCUUUACCAUCUCGCCCAGCCAAUGAGCCGACACUACAGGAGCAGCUCAUGAAGAUGGUACCUAAUCCCUCAGCAGUGGUCAAAGCCCUACAGAUGUCUACAGUUGACGGAAAUGUGAGGGCGUAUCUGGAACUUGCACACAAACAGGUGGCUGCAGUACAGAUGGCAAACAGUGACACAGCCGUGGACUGA
Messenger RNA from Xyrauchen texanus (razorback sucker), 809 nucleotides. RefSeq names its product centromere protein Q (gene cenpq). The transcript has 9 exons. NCBI's taxonomy places the organism in Eukaryota, Metazoa, Chordata, Actinopteri, Cypriniformes, Catostomidae. Bases 27 to 809 code for a protein of 260 amino acids. The record is from RefSeq and is a predicted model, not a curated record.